GGGGGAAUAAUAUCUCAGCCUCAUAGCUCUUGUUUCUAUAUAUCUGCACAUAGGCAUAGCUUUUUUAUAUUAGGGUGCAAAUAGAGGUCGCACUGAAGUAGCCAGAUUUGCCCUUCCAGACCGUAUGUAUUUCUGUGACAACUUUCCCUCUGGUUCAGCUGCUUACUUCAUCAUCAUCAUCAUCAUCUGUUCCUCCGACUCCCAGUGGAGUAUAGGGCAUCCGUGAAGACUCUCCAUUCAGAUCUAUUUGUUGCUCACUUGCAUCAACAAUAUUUUACCCCUGAGGUCAGGACACAAGUAAUAAGAGGAAGUGCUUGGCGCAGCAAAAAGAGAGAGAAGCCGAAAGCACUUACUCAUCAUCCCCAUCAGGUGGAUCACAGUAACUUCCGGUACGUCCAGUAACCUCCUCUACAAGGAAUUGGAGCCGCGCGUAUAAAGUUCCCCAGUGGGACGCUGAGAGAUCAUGCCCCAUCAGUGGGUGUAAGAGAGUGUGUUACUUUCUACAUGGGUCCCCAACCUUUUUAUUACCCGUGAGUCACAUUCAAAUGUUAAAAGAUUUGGGGAGCAACACGAACAUGAAAAUGUUCCUGGGAUGCUAAACAAGGGCUUUGAUUGACUAUUUGAUAGCCCAAAUGUGGAUUGGCAACUAAAACUUUCCUCCAAGCUAUAAAUUCAAAGUGAAGCACCUGCUCUCUGCACUGCUGGUCACAACUGCUUGUGUUGUUUGCAGUUGCUUUGACUGCAACCAACACAAGCAGCAGUCGUGCUUUGUCAGUGGGUGUUAGCGUGAGACAGGGAGGAUAGGUACCAGUAAGUAAGUGACACCAGUACAUCACUGUGCGACCUAGAAAAAGGGAAAUUGCACAAAUGUAUUGGGACUGCCUGCUUGGCCUUCGGCCACAGGGGAGGAGUUAGGGCUAGAUAGCAACACUGAAUUUAGCAACUUCUUGAUCACAAGUCAGCACAACUCCCAGCCACUGCCUAGCUAGCAACUAGCUCAGCUCUCAGGCACAAAUCCAACUCUUGGGAAGGGCAACUAAGAGGCUUCACAGUUCUCAGGAACUAGCCCAACUUACAAGUAGGGCAACUAGUAGGUAACAUUGUUCUUAAGUGACACCACUAUCAGGUAGGUCAAAUAGCAGGCAGCAGAGCUUCCAGGCACUAGCUCAGCUCCCAGGCAGGCAAACAAGGAGACAACAGAGCACUCAGGUACUAGCCCAGCUACAGGCAGGGCAACUAGCAGGCAGCAGAGAACUCAGACAGGGCAACUAGCAGGCACUCAGGCAGUGCAACUAGCAGUUGCCCUACCACUCACGCAGGGCAACAAGGAGCAUAAGAGCUCAUGGUCAUGGUCACUAGCCCAGCUUUCACAUAAAGUUCUUAGCAGGCAACAAGCCUCUCAGGCACAAGCUCAGCUCAGAUAACUAGGAAGCAACAGAGCUCCCAGGUGACACAGUGUAUCUGCGGAACCUACUUCAAUUGCAAUAGGAUGGACAGGGAUCUGAUCUGAGUCCCCCACAAAGAAACCAACAAUGGUGAACAGAGAGAGGAAUAACCAACUGCUGGAGACACUAAAGCUGCCUGAGAAUUCUGAGUGUGCAGAUUGUGGACUGCCAGAUCCUGACUGGGCCUCGUGCAAAGUGGGAGUAUUUAUCUGCUUGCAGUGCUCGGGGGUGCACCGUAGUUUUACGGAGAGUGGCAAAGUCAAGUCGAUACAAUUGGAUAACUGGGAAGAUGAGCGGCUGGUGCAGUUCAUGAUUGGGAAUGGAAACCUGAAGGCAAAAAAGAAAUAUGAAGCUUUUGUUCCUCCCUUCUACUAUCGGCCCCACGCCAACGACUGCAUUGCAUUAAAAGAACAGUGGAUUCGGGCUAAAUACCAACGAGAGGAAUUUAUGUCCAAUAAAGUUACUAUGCACACUACAGCAGACCGGGAAGGCAUCCUGUACAAAAGGGGUAGAGACCGCAAAGGAUUCCAGGAAAGAAGAUUUGUCUUAUCUAGAAGUGAGGGACUGCUAAAAUAUUACACUAAGGACAAUGGUAAGGGUCCAAAGGGGAUAAUUCCAAUCCAAAGCCUGAAUGUCAUGUUCCAAGGAGAGAAGAUCGGACACCAGCAUGGCCUGGAGAUCACCUACAUGAAGGAUGGCCAGACCCGGAAUAUCUUUGUGUAUCAUGAUAGUGCAGAGGAAAUCGUGGCCUGGUACAAUGCCCUACGUGAAGCUCGGCUCCAUUAUCUGAAGACAACCUACCCACAAGCUUCAGAAGCAGAGCUGAUACCCAAGAUCACCAGGAAUUACAGUAAAGUUGGCUACAUGGAAAAAACUGGCCCCAAGAAAAAAGAAGCCUUUAAGAAGCGAUGGUUCAACCUGGAUUCAGGGGGAAGAAAACUUCUUUAUUAUAAGAAUCCUCUGGAUGCCUUUGAAAAGGGUGGAAUCUUUAUUGGAAGUAAGGAGCGAGGAUACGCAGUCCAAGAGGGUUUGCCACAAGGGUUGAAAGGAAACAAUUACGAUUGUGGGAUUAUCAUCCAGACCCCAGCAAGAGAGUUUGUCUUGACUUGUGAAAAUGUGAAAGAGCAGAGGGAGUGGCUAAAGGCACUUAGGGGUGUUGUAUCUCAGCCAAUGACAAAAGAGGAUAUUAUAGUCUGCAGUUCUUUUAUACUUGCCUGUUCCAUGGGAUCUGUGAGCACCUGCCAUUUUCGGUCUUCUGGUUUGAUACAUCUCACCUUUGCUUCCAUCUUGCUCUGAUGGCUCCUCCUCUCUACUAUACUUGUCACACUUUGGGAUGUCCUUAGAGUCCUGAUGUCCUAAGAGUUGCGCCAUUUUUUUGAAUUUAAUUCUACAGAAGAGGCCAAUUUCAGGAGAAAGCGCCCAAAAUAACAUCCAGAGACCGUGAGAGGAAAAGACAAGCCAGCGAUCACUGAAUGGACUUGACUUAGCGACUUCUUUACUACAAGACUUUAUUUGUGUGUAGCAGGACUUGGACCUGCCCUCUAUCUGAAGCUGUUAUGGGACUGGGAGCAGGCCCGGACUGGCAAUCUGUGGGUUCUGGCAAAUGCCAGAGGGGCUGCCAUAAGAUGCCAUAGAAAGUCACUAUUUAUUGGGCCGGUGGGGAGCUGAUUGGGCCUCUCUGUACUUGGAAUGCCAAGGCCUGUUUUGACUCCCAGUCCAGACCUGACUUGGAGCAUAGACUGUAUUUGAGGGAGGGGAAUGUCCUUAACUUAUUGGGUUGCACCCUCUUUGGUUUUACACAUAAGAGGAUCUGUUAUUCAAGGACCACACGCUCCUGGGCUCAUGACAUAUUUUAUUUCUGAGAUAUUUUUGUACAGAAAAUGUUCAACAUAAAAUGUAUUUCCUAA
This is a messenger RNA of Xenopus laevis (African clawed frog), 3352 nucleotides long. RefSeq names its product ArfGAP with dual PH domains 2 S homeolog (gene adap2.S). The record is from RefSeq and is a predicted model, not a curated record. The transcript is spliced from 11 exons. The coding region runs from base 1533 to 2741 and encodes 402 amino acids. Gene Ontology annotation, biological process: heart development. Gene Ontology annotation, cellular component: cytoplasm; plasma membrane. Lineage: Eukaryota; Metazoa; Chordata; Amphibia; Anura; Pipidae. Gene Ontology annotation, molecular function: phosphatidylinositol bisphosphate binding; phosphatidylinositol-3,4,5-trisphosphate binding; anion binding.